Messenger RNA from Dovyalis caffra, 3278 nucleotides. The record is from the annotation of a GenBank genome assembly. NCBI's taxonomy places the organism in Eukaryota, Viridiplantae, Streptophyta, Magnoliopsida, Malpighiales, Salicaceae.
AGCACAUCACUAGAAACCCUCAAAACCUGUUGACCACCAACUGGAAUACUACUACCUCCGUUUGCAACUGGGUUGGUGUCACUUGUGGAACUCGCCACCGUAGGGUCAGAGCGUUGAAUCUCUCUCACCUGGGUCUUACAGGCACCAUCCCUCGGCAUUUGGGAAACCUGUCGUUCCUAGUUUCGGCGUCAUUCUAUAACAAUAGUUUCCAUGGUUCUCUACCUGGUGAGCUGGCAAAGUUACGCAGGCUAAAAUACUUCAGCAUACAAAAGAACAACUUCGGUGGGGAGAUUCCAUCAUGGUUUGGGUCCUUUACCAAGCUCCAAAUAUUGUCUAUAGCUGAUAACAAUUUCACUGGUGUGAUUCCACCAUCAUUGUUCCACCUCUCAGAGCUAGAGGGCUUGGACUUGUCCAGCAAUGAUCUUCAAGGGCACAUUCCAGGAGUGAUCGGUAAUCUCCCCAAGUUGAGGAUACUGUAUCUGACUCAUAAUGGCCUUUCAGGUUCCAUUCCCUCUGCAUUCUUCAACAUUUCUUCAUUGCAGAUUACUGAUCUCAGUGGCAACAUGCUCUCAGGUUCCUUGCCCUCCGCUAUCGUCAACAUGUCCUCGCUUCGGAUACUCGACUUUGGUUUUAAUAAUCUAACUGGUCGCCUGCCAUCAAAUUUGUUCAACAAUCUUCCCAAUUUGGAAGCAUUGCACUUGAACCAUAACCUAUUUCACGGCCAAAUUCCUGCAGCUUUAUUCGGAUGCAAACAACUGAAAAUUCUGUCUUUGUCUUAUAACAAUUUUGAAGGAAAGAUACAUAAAGAUAUCAGAAAUUUGACAGUUCUUGAACGGCUAUAUCUUGGCUACAACAACUUCAGUGAUGCAGAAAUGUUAUCGUCCAUCAGCGAUCUUCUUAGUUUGGAGUUAUUAAACCUGCAAACGAGUGGGCUAACUGGUCCAAUUCCCUCUGCUAUCGGAAAUCUGACCCAGCUAUCGCAUCUUGACCUAUCGGAAAACAACCUGACAGGAACAAUUCCACCUGAGAUUGGUAACCUUGUGAAUCUAGAGGUAAUCACUUUGUCAGUUAACGGUAUUGGCGGCGCUAUUCCCUUCAGAAUCUUUAAUGUCUCAACAUUGAAAGCUAUCCAAAUGACAGGCAAUCAUCUGUCAGGCCAUCUUCCAUCAAGCAUAGGUCUCCAGCUUCCAAAUCUUGAGCGACUUCUCGUAGGAGAAAACAAACUCAGUGGUCCAUUCCCUGUCUCUCUCUCCAAUGCUUCUAAACUCAUUUCAAUAGAAUUGUCUUCUAACUCUUUCUUUGGCCCUAUUCCUGAUGCAUUUGGUGAUCAAUUGAGAAACCUAAGAUAUCUCAAUCUGGGGGGCACUCUUCCUAUUUCAGUAGGAAACCUCUCGUCUUCCCUUGAAUUCUUUGUUGCUGAUAGUUGCCAGAUUAAGGGCAACAUACCCAGAGGAAUUGGCAACUUGAGAAACUUGGCACUUUUGAGUCUACAAGACAAUGAACUUAAAGGAACCGUUCCAACUACAAUUGGAAAAUUAACGAAGCUUCAAUCUUUAUCACUUGCAGUUAAUAAUUUAGAAGGAUCCAUCCCAUCUGAAUUGUGUGAUGUAGAUAGAUUGGCAUACCUAUAUCUUGGGGGGAAUAAGCUAGUUGGAUCAAUUCCUUCAUGCUUAGGCAAUGUCAUUUCUCUAAGAGACUUCUCAUUGGGCUUCAACAAUCUUACAUCCACAAUACCUUCAACCUUGUGGAGACUAAAAGAUAUCCAGCAACUAGAGUUGUCAUCGAAUUCUCUAAGUGGCUCUCUCCCAUUAGAUAUCAGCAAUUUGAAGGUUGUAAGGCAUUUAGAUAUAUCGGGAAAUCAACUGUCAGGCGAAAUCCCGUCUAGCAUUGGGGAACUCAAAGAUCUAGCUUACCUCUCUUUGUCCAAUAAUAGAUUGCAGGGGCCUAUUUCUCAAUCAUUUGGUGGCAUGGUGAGUUUGGAAUUCUUGGAUUUAUCACGGAAUAAUCUCUCAGGAGAAAUUCCCAAGGACAUGGAGAAACUUUCAUAUCUUAAAUAUUUUAAUGUGUCUUUCAAUGGACUUCAAGGGGAAAUACCUGGUGGAGGCCCAUUUCAAAACUUCUCAGCUCGAUCAUAUUUGGGGAAUGAAGCAUUGUGUGGUUCACCUCAGAUGCAAGUCCAACCAUGCAAGACUAGUGGUCGUCAGCAAUCGAAGAAAGCAAGUGCAAUUGUAUUUGAGUAUAUUUUACCAGCAAUUGGAGCUACAAUAUUGGCUAUGGCCUUCACUGUCAUCUGCAUAGUGCGUCGCAAAAGGAAUGAGAAGAAAACACAAGGACAUCUUCCAGAUUUGGCAACAUGGAAAAGAGUUUCAUUUCAAGAGCUUGAGAGAGCAACUGAUGGAUUUGAUGAAAUCAACCUGCUAGGUACAGGGAGCUUUGGCUCAGUUUACAAAGGGUUCUUGUCAAAUGGAGUGAACAUUGCUGUAAAGGUUUUUCAUCUGCAUCUGGAAGAAGCUUUCAAGAGUUUUGAUGUUGAGUGUGAGGUAUUGCGCAACAUUCGCCAUCGAAAUCUUGUAAAAAUCAUCACAAGUUGCUGCAACAUUGACUAUAAAGCUUUGGUGCUUGAGUUCAUGCCUAAUUGGAGCCUUGAAAAGUGGCUGUAUUCCCACAACUAUUUCUUGGAUCUCCUACAGAGGUUGAACAUUAUGAUUGAUGUUGCAUCAGCACUUGAAUACCUUCAUCAUGGCCAUCCAACACUUGUUAUAGCCCACUGUGAUUUAAAGCCUUGCAAUGUCCUGCUUGAUGAGGAUAUGGUUGCUCAUGUGAGCGAUUUUGGCAUUGCUAAACUCCUCGGCGAAGGGCACUCCAUCACACGAACAAUGACACUAGCUACUGUUGGUUACAUGGCACCAGAGUUUGGAUCAGAAGGGAUUGUUUCUAUCAAAGGUGAUGUGUACAGCUAUGGUAUUCUGCUGAUGGAAACUUUUACGAGAAGAAAGCCCACAGAUGAAAUGUUUACCGCAGAAAUGAACUUGAAACGUUGGGUCAAAGAGUCGUUACCUGGUGCAGUUACUCAAGUUGCAGAUGCUAACUUGCUAAGGAGAUACGAACAAGCUUUUGCUGCUAAAAACGAUUGUCUAUCAUCCAUUUUCGCAUUGGCCCUGCAAUGUGCUGCAGAACAACCUGAGGAGAGAACAGAUAUAAAAGAUGUUCUCACCACUCUGGAAAAGAUCAAAGUAAAGUUCCUAAAGGAUGUUGAGAGGGAUUGUAACUUCAUGUAA